UGCAGAUUAUCUUCCUGGGAAACAUCACUCUCUGUAUGUAAAGAAUAUCUCACUGAAUUGCUGCAACUGAGUUUAGAAUGUUACUUGACUUGUGAUUCAGAUGGAGGAAUAACCAGAUCUCAGGCUGCUGCACUGGAAGUCUUUACAGGAAAUACAAAAUGUCAUCGAAUAGGAGUCAGAACCCACAUGGACUUAAACAGAUUGGUCUUGACCAGAUAUGGGAUGACCUAAGAGCUGGAAUUCAACAGGUUUACACCAGACAAAGUAUGGCAAAAUCCAGAUACAUGGAACUCUACACUCAUGUUUAUAACUACUGUACUAGCGUACACCAGUCUAAUCAAGCACGGGGAGCUGGAGUACCUCCUUCUAAAUCGAAAAAGGGCCAGACACCUGGAGGUGCUCAGUUUGUUGGCUUGGAACUGUACAAACGGCUAAAAGAAUUUCUGAAAAACUACUUGACAAAUCUCCUUAAGGAUGGUGAAGAUUUGAUGGAUGAGAGUGUGCUGAAAUUCUACACUCAACAGUGGGAAGAUUAUAGGUUUUCAAGCAAAGUAUUGAAUGGGAUAUGUGCCUACCUCAAUAGACAUUGGGUUCGUCGUGAGUGCGAUGAAGGUCGUAAAGGAAUAUAUGAAAUUUAUUCACUUGCCUUGGUGACCUGGAGAGACUGCUUAUUCAGGCCAUUAAAUAAGCAGGUAACAAAUGCUGUGUUGAAAUUGAUUGAAAAGGAAAGAAAUGGUGAAACUAUCAAUACAAGGCUGAUCAGUGGAGUUGUACAAUCUUAUGUGGAGCUAGGACUGAAUGAAGAUGAUGCAUUUGCAAAAGGACCUACACUAACUGUCUAUAAAGAAUCCUUUGAAUCUCAGUUUCUUGCUGACACAGAGAGAUUUUAUACACGAGAAAGUACUGAAUUCUUGCAACAGAACCCAGUCACAGAGUACAUGAAGAAGGCUGAGGCUCGCCUUCUUGAGGAACAACGUAGAGUUCAGGUAUAUCUCCAUGAGAGCACACAAGAUGAGUUAGCACGAAAAUGUGAGCAGGUACUUAUUGAAAAACACCUGGAGAUAUUUCAUACAGAGUUUCAGAAUUUGUUGGAUGCUGACAAAAAUGAAG
Messenger RNA from Balearica regulorum gibbericeps (East African grey crowned-crane), 1110 nucleotides. The record is from RefSeq and is a predicted model, not a curated record. Lineage: Eukaryota; Metazoa; Chordata; Aves; Gruiformes; Gruidae.